AUGGCUGAGGACUUUGUGGGAUACACCGUGCUCGUUACCCUCAAAUCACCACCAAAUUCCCAAAUUCAAGGAGUGGUCGCUGAUGUUGUUGGGCAGCGACUAACACUUAAAGAUGUCACACUUCUAUGGAAUGGUCAGCGCCUUCCACUGUACCAUAUCGAUGCGCCUGGUAUUGCCGACCUAGAGCUGUCUUCUCAUCAAAUACCACACCAUCCUGUCACAAACAACUAUGGAUCAGGCUCGCCUAGAACCUUUUUGAAUGGUGGCCCGUUCCUCUCUCAACACCUCUCAUCGCAACCCGCGCAGGUCAGGCCCGAAAACAUCGCGGAGGCUUUGUCGUCGGAAAGUCAGCGUCCGAGAUUUGUUGACCCAGCCAUCCUAAGUUUCCAAAAGCCCUCGAAGCCACAACCUCUGUCUACCACGAACAUGCCUCUGCCUGUCAGCAAACGAGGUACUUCUCCAGUUAUGAUAGCCGAUUCGGAAUCUAUUGGCCGUUCUGGUCCGAAAUCUACAGCUCCCCUAACAGGAAAAUCAGUCGGGCCAAAGAAGACAAAUACAAAUGACACGGCUGCAACACUUAGUGAACCGUUUAAUAACUUGGGUUUUAACGCUGGCGAGGACUCGAAGGAGGCUCAGGCUGGUCCUGUCCAGAAACAGGAGGACUUGGAUAUCCCAGAAGGUCGAAGGGGUGCAGGUCCUCUCGAAGCCCCGCUCAAGUACACAGGCAAACGAAGUCGAAGAGGUGGGAGGAACAAAUUGAAUAAAGAUACUGCUGUUCAAUCGUCCAGUAUUGGCCCUGUACUUGAGGAUCCUAGCGCGACGUUAAGCUCAACGCGAACGAAUAUUGCGGGGAAGGGUUGGCGCAUGACUGCGUUUGUCGAACCAGGUCACCCGUCAUCACCACCAAAACCUGGGCGUACUAGACGCUCAAAAGCUAGGAGCAGGAGAUCACAUGCAGAUGAGGCGAGCGGAUGGGCCACGGAAGACGCCACCGAUAUCCAGGAGAUGGGAGAUUUUGAUUUCGCAACCAACUUGUCCAAAUUCGACAAACGCCGUAUUUUCGAUCAAAUUCGUAACGAUGACACCACGACCGGAGAAGAACGAUUGAUCAGUUUCAAUAGAAGGGUUCACAAACCAGGGACUAACGAAGGGAAAAAUUUACACUACACAGAAAAUGUACUCGAUGACGACACAUCACAUGGAAAAUGGAAUAGUGAAGCAGGGGAAACGGAGGAGGAUGAACUCAGUGGAGAGUGCUUCAGUAGUGAAAAAAACUCUGCAAGGGCUCGAUCAGGAGUGUCUGCGCGUGCUCAGUCUCGAAAGCGCAGCACAAUCCUCGGCUCGACCCUUGUAUCUUCUCAAAUCAGUUCCUUAUCCCGUGGCCAAAUGACGUCGUCUCGUACUGAAAGCCCGCAACCUCAUAGGAGCUCGCCACGUGUAGGAUCUACUUCACCCGCAGCUGGUUAUCUGAUGCUGAUACCAACAAACCGAGAAUGUCCAUGUGUCGCCCCACUUCAAAUGAUCGAGAUAGAGCAGCUUGCAAUCUCAGAGCUAGGAUUGGGAGAAGACGUAAUCGCGGAGAACGCUGGGCGCGGUAUCGCCGAAGCUGCCGUUUCUCAAAUACCCAAACUUGCAACUUCUUCAACUAUAUUAGUUUUGGCUGGAAACCAUCGAACUGGUAGCCGGGCUGUUUGUGCCGCUCGACAUUUUCGUAAUCGGGGAUAUCGAGUAACUCUAUGCAUUCUCGGUUCGGAUCGCGAAAAUGAACUCAUUGAAGGGGUACGAAAACAGGUCGAUAUCUUUGAAAAGAUAUCGGGAAAAGUUCUGAGAUGGGAGGAAAUGUCAACAAGAUUGUCGGCUGGUGAUUAUGUGCCCGAUCUUGUGAUCGAUGCGCUGUUUGGUGUUCACAUUGCCUUUGAUGACCUACGCACAGACGAGCAAGCGAUUGCAUUUGAGAUGAUCUCUUGGGCUAACCGCAGCAAUGUUGAAAUUCUGUCUGUCGAUGUUCCUUCAGGCCUCUCAGCUCUGUCAGGUGAACCAACCAUUGUCCAAGGUUCGCGACUAAAUGUCAAUCCGAAAUUCAUCGUCUGUCUCGCAGCACCAAAAACUGGACUUUUGCAAGCACUUGGAUCUGGCGAAGGCCUAGCAUGGAACAUCACAGUUGCAGAUAUCGGUAUCAGCCAGGUUCCGUGGAGAAAACACGGUAGUCGUCGGCGCCAUGGUGUUGGUUUUGGCAAUCAGUGGGUUGUACCUUUACGGUUCGAAUUGCCAACGCCGUGA
Paracoccidioides brasiliensis Pb18 is the source of this 2280-nucleotide messenger RNA. RefSeq lists its product as uncharacterized. Gene Ontology annotation, cellular component: P-body. The transcript has 3 exons. Bases 1 to 2280 code for a protein of 759 amino acids. Gene Ontology annotation, molecular function: mRNA binding. The record is from RefSeq and is a predicted model, not a curated record. Gene Ontology annotation, biological process: P-body assembly; deadenylation-independent decapping of nuclear-transcribed mRNA.